This is a messenger RNA of Panicum virgatum (switchgrass), 438 nucleotides long. RefSeq names its product collagen alpha-1(I) chain-like. NCBI's taxonomy places the organism in Eukaryota, Viridiplantae, Streptophyta, Magnoliopsida, Poales, Poaceae. The transcript has a single exon. The record is from RefSeq and is a predicted model, not a curated record. The coding region runs from base 1 to 438 and encodes 145 amino acids.
AUGGAAGGCAAGGGAGCGCCGGACACGGGGCCACAGGGCAAAGGGGGCGGCGCGAGAGGGCCGGCGGCCGCCGGCACGCAAGGGGCGCGGAGGCCUUCCUUGGCCGCCGCCGGCGCGCGGAGGCCGCCAGCCCCCAAGGCCGCGGCACCGCGGGGCACCAGCUACCGCCGGCACGCGGGGGCGCGAAGGGCUCUGGCCACCGCCGGCACGCGAGCUGCGCGAGGAAGCCGGCCCCCAAGGGAGCCGGGCCGUCGGCACUUGGGGGCCUUCCCGGCCGCCAGCGACGCGCAGGGGGCGCGGAGGCCACCGGCCAAGGGCGCAGCACCGCCGGCCACCGCCGGCGCGCGGGUGGCGCGGAGGGCGUGGGGCCACCACGGGAGCGCGGCCGCCGACGAGCGGGGCCUUCCCCGGCCGCCAGGGAGCAGGGGGGCGGCAUGA